Solanum lycopersicum (tomato) is the source of this 1611-nucleotide messenger RNA. Its product is annotated as prohibitin-3, mitochondrial-like. Gene Ontology annotation, cellular component: mitochondrion; membrane. The record is from RefSeq and is a predicted model, not a curated record. Gene Ontology annotation, biological process: mitochondrion organization. Lineage: Eukaryota; Viridiplantae; Streptophyta; Magnoliopsida; Solanales; Solanaceae.
UUUCUUGAUGAACACUCCAUAUUUCUUCCACCAUAAUCCCCUUCUUCUCCUGCAAUUCAUCUUCCAAAACCCCAACUCUCUGUAAAAAUGGGUAGCAAUCAAGCAGCAUUAUCGUUUCUCAAAUAUCUUGCAGUAGGCGCAGCGGGGAUCGGUGCCGGAGCAACAGCUCUCAGCUCAUGCCUGUACACUGUCGACGGCGGCCAACGAGCCGUACUUUUCGACCGCUUCAAAGGAAUCAUCGACGAUGUAGUUGGUGAAGGGACUCAUUUCUUAGUUCCAUGGGUUCAAAAACCCUUCAUCUUCGAUAUCCGCACAAAACCUCACACGUUCUCCUCUUUCUCCGGUACAAAAGAUCUCCAGAUGGUCCAUCUUACCCUCCGUGUUCUCUCUCGCCCAGAAGUUUCACGUCUUCCAAUAAUCUUCAAAACCCUGGGUCUCGAGUAUGAUGAGAAGGUCCUUCCUUCAAUCGGCAAUGAAGUUCUCAAAUCUGUCGUGGCACAAUUCAACGCGGAUCAGCUUCUCACUGAGCGUCCACAGGUGUCUGCAUUAGUUCGUGAGACUUUGAUUCGUCGUGCAAAGGAUUUCGACAUUGAGCUUGAUGAUGUGGCGAUAACACAUUUAUCAUAUGGUGCUGAAUUCUCUACGGCUGUGGAAAAGAAGCAGGUUGCCCAGCAGGAGGCGGAGCGGUCAAAGUUUGUCGUGAUGAAGGCUGAGCAAGAGCGGAGGGCUGCAAUUAUUAGGGCUGAAGGAGAAAGUGAGUCUGCUAAGUUGAUUUCUGAUGCAACUGCAGCUGCUGGUAUGGGUUUGAUUGAGCUUAGGAGGAUCGAGGCUUCGAGGGAGAUUGCUUCGACCUUAGCUAAGACUCCCAAUGUGUCUUACUUGCCCAAACAGAACAUGCUUCUGGGAUUGAAUGCAGCACGUUGAUUAGGUAAUUAGGUUAAGUAUCCGUCUUCCACGUCUAGUUUUUGAUAUAAGCACAUUGCUCUCUGAAGUAGAAUAUAGUACAAUCUAAUCGAGUGAGUAGUUACUGCACGAUUCUGUGCCGAAGAGCGAAAUGAUGAAAUACAGAGGUGGGAAUUAAGAGCAAAAAGGUUUUCUAACUGCCAUAUAUAUGCCUUUCGUUUUCACCUUUUCAGAAGGAACCUUGAUAAUCUGUUUGUUAUCUUCACGUAUCUUGGAAUCAAUCCGUCAAUAGUGUGGUUGUUGCAUUGUUAUCUUCUGAUGUACAAAGUCUACGCAGUGUCAUCUGAAAUGCUAUCAGAUGAAACCGAGUUUUUGAAUCAGUAUAACUGCUAUUCAUAUUAUUGUACAGAGGAUGGAGGAGAUUGGUUAAUAAUUUUUUAUCAUUGUAGUGUGAGAAUACUGAAGGAUGGUAGGGGAAUAGAAUGUUGUUAUAUGCAAUACAUGAAAACUCAAUCGAGUCUGCGUUAGUUUGGGAACUUACUCCCUUUUGGUUUAAGAACGAAACACCAGAGAAUGACCUUCUCUAUGGUGAUUUGCUAUGUUGAAUUAUUCUAGAACAUAUGAUUUUCUUCACGAAGUUGAGCUGUGUAACACAUACAUUGGUAAUAGCGAAAUUUUCCCAUGAGUUGAAGCCAAGAGUUGGACUGA